AUGAACUCCCUCAACCUCAUCUCAUCCCGGGUCAUCGGCCAACCUCAACCAUCUCGGCCACGUUCGCAUUCUCAAGGUAAUCUCUUGAAAAAGGAUUAUUCUGAAGAAGCUCCAAGAGGGAGAACCUACACCGAUGAGCAUAUCCCCCAGCUGAAAAAAGAGUUCGAUUCCACCUUCUCUCUCUUUAAUCAAGACCCCACAUCACCAGGAGACGAACCAUCCCUCAAGGAUGAGCACGAUCAAGAAGAUGAGAAGUCCCCUCUGCUUGGCCUGGAUGAGCGACUCCCCGUCUCUGAGUGGGAUAAUGGCUGGAGGCGUUAUGUGAAGAGGUUGGCCGAUGUCAUUACUGCAAUCCUCGCCGCCAUUGGGGCUCCCGUCGUCUACGUUGCUCGAUGUUUCAGAACUCAAGAGGGCAAGUUUUCAAUUGUUCCACGUCUUCCACGCCGAGAUCGUUCGUCCUUGAGUGGUGCCACCAAAGCGAUUGGUCUGUCAGCCGCUACCGAAAAGCUCUCCAAUCGCCCUCUGCUUGAUGCAAAAUUGCAACACUCUUAUUCCAGCGACUCUCUGACCACCUUGGGUUCCGAUUCCGACAACGAUGCACGCAAGGCGGAUCAGAAUCAGGCGAGACCCAAGACCAAACAAGACAAAGCUGUUCGCCAGGAGUCGGAAACUCGGAGAUCGUCCAUCAGAAUCAAGGAACAGGACGCCGUCAAGCGUCGCAAGCAGAAAAAGGCCGGAAGUCCACUCGGUGAUAGCACCCCCCUCACUGUGGACAAUAUCAAGUCUCCUCGGUCUCCUUCUCCAUCAUUGCGUAUCACCAGGUAUCCUCAUGCACCUCAGCCUCCACGCCCAUUGAUCCCUAGACGACAACCAUCGUAUUCCAAUCUCAUCCCCCGUUCUCCCGGACGAGGCUCGCCUCCACAACAGAAGACGUUGGUUCUUGAUCUUGACGAGACUCUGAUACAUUCUUUGGCCAAAGGCGGCCGCAUGUCUUCGGGUCAUAUGGUCGAGGUCAAACUCAAUACCCCCGUGGCCCUCUCCGCUCCACAGCCAGGUCAAGCUACCCCAGUGAUAGGACCCCAGCAUCCCAUUCUGUAUUAUGUGCACAAACGACCACAUUGCGACGAGUUCCUCCGAAAGGUGUCCAAAUGGUUCAAACUGGUGAUAUUUACUGCCUCGGUGCAAGAAUAUGCCGAUCCCGUCAUUGACUGGCUGGAGGUAGAAAGGAAGUAUUUCGCGGGCAGGUACUACCGACAGCACUGUACAUUCCGCAAUGGAGCCUAUAUCAAGGAUUUGAGCAGCAUUGAGCCUGAUCUGAGCAAGGUGAUUAUUCUGGACAACAGUCCCGUCAGCUAUAUUUUCCAUGAAGACAAUGCGAUCCCGAUUGAAGGAUGGAUCAAUGAUCCAACAGAUAACGAUUUGCUUCAUUUGAUACCCAUGUUAGAGGCGCUGCAGUACGUGACUGAUGUUAGAGCUUUGUUGGCGCUACGGAGAGGAGAGGCAGAAGCAGCUUCGUAG
This is a messenger RNA of Exophiala bonariae, 1518 nucleotides long. RefSeq lists its product as uncharacterized. NCBI's taxonomy places the organism in Eukaryota, Fungi, Ascomycota, Eurotiomycetes, Chaetothyriales, Herpotrichiellaceae. Gene Ontology annotation, molecular function: phosphoprotein phosphatase activity. The record is from RefSeq and is a predicted model, not a curated record. The coding region runs from base 1 to 1518 and encodes 505 amino acids. The transcript has 2 exons.